UAUAUUUACAUAUUCUGAAACAUACCUACCUAUUACUUACAAAUGAAUUUAUUAUAUGUAGCAUAAUACAUAAAAGCUGAGUAGUUCAUUAGGUGGCACUGUUGCUUCGUGUACCCAGGUUUGAUGGAUUUGAAUCCUUCCCCAGCUGUGCAUGUGGAGUUGAGUCCGUUUCUGCCUGAUACUUCAGUCUCCUUCUAUCAUCCAAAGACAUGUAAUUAGACUAACUAACCUCUCUCAAUUACAUGGAAUAUGACAGUGUAUGUGCCCUGUCAUUGUUUCAAGGUGAUCACGAACUGCAUUUCACAAGAAACGCAUUUGUCAGUGAUGGUCACCACAAGUUAGAAGCUGAAGCGAAAGAUGUCCACUUCAGAUUCUGACUGUUCCAUUGACUGGCUGGCCAGUGACGAGGAUGAGGAUGAAGGUGCUGGCAGAGCUUUGCUUCCCCUUCCAGAGUCAGGGGGCAGCUGUGGGGCUCACAGCUUCAACCUGCGGCACGCGUCCGAAGGCAACUGCGACGCGGAAGGGAGCCCUCGCUGUGACUCACCCUCCAGCCAUGCUGACUCCUUCCAAGCAUGUGACUCACUGCCCCUGCCACACCAGGGAAAGCACCACUCCCUUUCCCCAAAGUGUCCAGAAAAGCCGUCGGGUAUCCAGCCUCAGCUAGCGCGUAAGAGGCCCCGGACCGGUGACACGCUGGAGCCGGGGGGCCGCCAACCCCCUAACGGGACAGAAAGAGAUGAGCUGUUUGCAGACAAGUGCAGAGACCUGCAGUGCUUUAUUCGUCCGCUGUCUUCGAUCCUGAAUUCUCUGCGAUGUGGAAGAUACAGGGAACGUCUCAGCAGUUUCCAGGAGAGCACUGCUAUAGACAGGCUCCAGAGGAUAAUGGGGAUUCUACAGAACCCAGCAAUGGGUGAACGUUACAUCAACAUCCUACUGAAAGUGGAGGAGUUACUUAAGACCUGGUUCCCCAACAUAAAACCUAGAAGUGAAGUCUUUGACCAACCUGAGCAUACCUGUCUUCGGAAGAAGCAGAAGCUUGUCUCGACCAACACUGCCGUCGGCACCGCAGAGGCUCACUCCGCCUGUCAGUCCCUGAGCGUCCCAAAUACCAUGGCAAGCCCCUACUCUGCCACCAGCUUGAAAUGGCUCCACGUGUCUCCCAUUUGCUCGCCGGGCCUAGAGCCGGGCCUCAUGGGGCUCCACCAGCGGCCGCCACGGCGGGACGAUGACGCCACGCAAGACAACGCCGUCUCCUCCAGCAGCGACGCCAGGACGGAGUCGGCAGGCGGCCGGCCGCCCCAGGGCAAGAUCAACGCGCCGUGCUUGGAAAGACUGCUGAAAUCCACGGAGAGCAUCAUAAUGAGCAAAGGUGCCGGAGGCUCGAAGAGCGGCAGCUGCUAGCACACGGGGAAGGUGGGAGUCUCCGUGCCGACCAAAACACUUCCAGUCUGUGGGACACGCCGGAUGAAGAAGGACAGGAACGAGAUCACUAUGCACGAAGGCGCUGGUGAAAAUGACAGACACUGAAGCUGAUCCUGUCUUCAAAGUGCACAUCUGGAUCCCUUUAAUAAUUUUUUUUUCAUAUACACUCUCAUUGUGCUCAAGACCAUCUUGAUAAGGAUGAGAGGACUGCACGAGCCAAUUUCCCAGCCUGGCUGCAUGACUGCUAGCUGCAUCACUGCAUGCAGAUGGGAACCUCUUAAAUAUAGGAGGAUGAGCCUCAUUAUCUGUGACCAGGAAAAGGGAAUCGUGAGCAUGUAGUAGGAAUGAAUAGAACAUUGGAGCACUUCUCUGAUGCGUCCAAAAUAUUCAUAUAAAUGUGAUGUAUGGAAGUUUUUUUAAUUCAUGCCGAAACUGCGGAGUGCCAUGACUGUUACUUCAUCAAUACACCGCUACUUAAGAUUCGGAUGCAACACUUCUACCUCAGAUUGACAAGGUGCCUCACGAGUACCUGUAGCAAACACCCGGUCAUUGAAUCGUUGGGUCUGAAAGUCCUGGGUGCGAUCCCAGGUGAUGGACCUUCCAUUAUCGUGGAUGAAAUAUCUUCUUACCAAGUGUAUGUAAAAAAAGCUGGUCAGUAGAGUACACCCAUGCCUCAGUUGAAAAUAAAUGUUAAGGAUACGAUAAGGCUGCCAUUUUGUGUACCACGAAAAUGAUUACAUUCUUAUCCGUCGCUAUUUGUGGGCAUGUGUCAUAACACUAAUUCUGUGUGACAGAACUAGGCAAUGGCUUACUGAGCUAGAAGAGAUGGUAUAUCACUUAGUGUAAAUAUGUGAACAAUGUUCCAGGUUGUUAAUUUACCCAACAAAGUGGCCUUCAGAGUGUGAUAUUUUUUACUUUGAGAAUAAAUGUUGUUUUGUUUUGGCGUA
Paramormyrops kingsleyae is the source of this 2369-nucleotide messenger RNA. RefSeq names its product circadian associated repressor of transcription b (gene ciartb). Gene Ontology annotation, cellular component: nucleus. Gene Ontology annotation, biological process: negative regulation of DNA-templated transcription; circadian regulation of gene expression. Gene Ontology annotation, molecular function: RNA polymerase II cis-regulatory region sequence-specific DNA binding. Lineage: Eukaryota; Metazoa; Chordata; Actinopteri; Osteoglossiformes; Mormyridae. The record is from RefSeq and is a predicted model, not a curated record.